This is a messenger RNA of Brassica napus (rape), 438 nucleotides long. RefSeq lists its product as uncharacterized. The transcript has 2 exons. The coding region runs from base 1 to 438 and encodes 145 amino acids. Lineage: Eukaryota; Viridiplantae; Streptophyta; Magnoliopsida; Brassicales; Brassicaceae. The record is from RefSeq and is a predicted model, not a curated record.
AUGUUGAAUCGAGACGAUCCAAAGGCGAAAGAAGACAGCUCGAGUAAUGUAGAAGGAGAAGAAACGGCAAUGGUUCCAGAAUCAGGGGAAGCAAGUAGGGAUGAAGCAAACCCAAGCACCAUCGACAAAUAUGUCGCCCCGGGAACCGAGCAAAGUCCCCGAGAUGCAGAUGAAAUCAAAGAAAAUGCAAGUGAGAAAGUGGAAGAGAAGGAAUCAAGUUAUAAAGUGGAAGAGAAGGAAUCAAGUGAAGUAGAAGAAGACAACGAAGGAGAAAAGAAAGUCGGAGAAGAAGAAAAGGAAGCCGGAGACGAAGAAAAGGAAGACCCUUCCGCGACGAUUUUCGGCCUCGCCGACUCUUUCGCAGGUGGAGGAGCAUUAAAACCCGGUGGUAGACCGGCAAAGAAAUCAUCAAAGUCCGGGAUAGGGGCCUCGCUCUAG